ACCCCUAUCUAAAGCGAAGGGGAUUUCCCCCCGGGCUUUCCCCUGAAUGGGCCUAAGGGGAACUGCCUGGGCUCCUUUCCCUUUUUUGAUGGACAACCUGCGAAAACUGGGGUGGGAGGAGUGGAGGGGCGAGCGUGUGUUCUUAGAUUUCUUUUUUCCUCCGCCGGGUGGACAGAAGUGAUGACCUGGAGCGUUUCCGCUGCAAGUCGUUCUCCCUCCGGUAUUUGCAUUGUGUCUACAGAUAUUUUUGUUUAUUUUGCUUUUGUACCUUCAAAGAGAGGAGUCCGUUUCCCAGGAGUAUUCCUAUUAGUCUCUUGUUAGAGGCGUAGUUGCCUGGCAACACAAAUAGACGCUGUUUACACCUUUGAGUUAACUGGAAAAUGGCAGAAUCAUGUAUCAGCGAAGUUUUGGCCAAAAUAUGUGCAGUUACCCCAUCUGCUGAGAGAAAUUCCUGAAUCUACUUUAAUAACCCCGUUUCCAAAUUUGAAGUAACUCCUUUUCUGUCAUCAGUACUUCAUCUUCCCCAUCCCUGGAAUAUAUUUUCAGGUGUACCCAGUGUCGUCGUCACUGGGGUCCUUAAAAGCAGAAGACGGAGAUAGUGAGUCAGAGGGAGCGUGAGGCUGGAGGAAGAAUCACAGAUGUGCAUCGUCGCUGACUGGAGAUGGACUAAGGGAGCCAUAAAGCAAGCAGUGCAAGUGGCUUUUAGAAGCUGGAAAAGCCAAGGAAAUUGAGCCCCGCGACAGCCUCCAGACGGGAACCGAGCCCACCUUCAUUUUAGCCUACGAGUCCCACAUCAGACUGCAGCAGACCUGUGAGAUGAGAAACCUGAUGUGCAGGAAGUAUCGUUGUCUGCCAGUUAACCAGAGGAUCAAGCAGAGUAUGGCACCCUGGCUGACCAAACCCAUCUCACUGACAUUUAUUGACUGCCUUCCCCCUGGUGGACAGCUUGCACACACUGCUUUCAUUGCCUAUAAAUGUAUUAUAACCUCGAUACAUUACUUCCGUGGUUACAGUGUUUUAAAGGAGAUGUUUCACAAAGCGGAAGAAUUCUUAUCCAAGACGACAGACAGCGAGGUGGAUGAGAUGGACACGUCAGACACACAGUGGGGCUGGUUUUACUUGGCGGAGUGCGGCAAGUGGCACAUGUUUCAGCCGGACACCAACAUUCAGUGUUCAGUUAGCAGUGAAGAUAUCGAAAAAAGCUUCAAAGCAAACCCUUGUGGCUCCAUUUCUUUUACCACGUCCAAAUUCAGCUACAAGAUAGACUUUGCAGAAAUGAAGCAGAUGAACCUCACCACGGGAAAGCAGCGCUUAAUAAAAAGAGCCCCCUUUUCCAUCAGUGCUUUCAGUUACAUCUGUGAAAACGAGGCCAUCCCCAUGCCACAGCACUGGGAGAAUGUGAACACCGAGCUGCCCUACCAGCUUAUUCCUCUGCACCCUCAGACACACGAAUACAAUGAAGUCGCUAGUCUCUUUGGGAAAACAAUGGACCGCAACAGAAUUAAAAGGAUUCAGAGAAUUCAAAACCUAGACUUGUGGGAGUUCUUCUGCAGGAAAAAGGCUCAACUCAAGAAAAAGAGAGGCGUGCCUCAGAUUAAUGAACAAAUGCUGUUCCAUGGCACCAGCAGUGAGUUCGUGGAGGCAAUUUGCAUUCAUAACUUUGACUGGAGAAUCAAUGGCAUCCACGGUGCUGUCUUUGGAAAAGGAACCUAUUUUGCUCGAGACGCUGCUUACUCCAGCCGCUUCUGCCAAGAUGACGUAAAGCACGGCAACACAUUCCAGAUCCACGGGGUCAGCCUGCAACAGCGGCAUCUGUUCCGAGCACACAAAUCCAUGUUUCUCGCCCGAGUGCUGAUUGGAGACUACAUAAACGGAGACUCCAGAUACAUGCGCCCUCCCUCCAAAGACGGCAGCUAUGUAAACUUGUAUGACAGCUGCGUGGAUGACACCUGGAAUCCCAGGGUCUUUGUGGUGUUCGACGCCAACCAGAUCUACCCCGAGUACCUAAUAGACUUUCACUGAUUUCACAUCCAAGUCUCCGUGGCUGAGGGAGCUAUAUUCUUUUUCGCAGGGAAGUCUGCUCACUGAUCAUCUAGCCCCUCAGUGUUAGUGCUCUGAUCCUUUUGAAGCAGAAAGAGGCCUCUCUAUAAAAAGACAUACUGACUCUAUGGUUGGUUUGUUGUCCUGUUUCCGUUUGUCACUGAUGUUCUGUUAAAGCGCAAUAUCAUUGCUAUUUAAGGGCGGUGCUCAGAAUGGAAUCGUCUGAGUCACUCCAUCUUUAAAGUUUACAUGUGUGUCUUCAGGGUGAAUGUUUUCAGUUCAAGUAGACUUAUUCCUAUAUGUGAUCAAAAAAUAAAAAUGUAGACAUAAAAGUG
Messenger RNA from Odocoileus virginianus texanus, 2375 nucleotides. NCBI's taxonomy places the organism in Eukaryota, Metazoa, Chordata, Mammalia, Artiodactyla, Cervidae. The record is from RefSeq and is a predicted model, not a curated record.